ACUAAUGUAGCAGAAAAUGAUGGCUUAAGUAGUAUGUCGCUAAUGGCACAAUGGCUAACAACUAGACUUGGCAAAUGAGCUGAAAAGUUUGGCAACAAACUGGCACUUCCUGUUCCUGGCGUUUUCAAAGAGUGAGUCAAUAUAAAUGCAUGUUGUCUAAUCAGGUGAGUCUGUAAUACACAUACUGUGGUUAUAAAAUCUAGUGCUGCGUUGAGAUACAAGACAAUUUCUGAAUGGUAGUAGUCAACUCGACUCACUUUACGACAACGUGGUUUGGCAAAUAAAGAACCAUUUUUCAAAAAAGAAGCUUCGAGUUUUGUUAUCGUUGCUUCCACUUAACAUUUAAAGCAAAACUAAACAUAAAGUAAAGAGAAUUGCACCUAGUGUAUUUAAAUCAGCAACAGCUUUCCGUUAGGGAAGUCAGUCAUGCAAAACGCCAUUGAUGAGCUAGCAAAUAGGAUCGAAGUCACAGUGUUUAAAAACCUUGAAGCAAUGGCUGUUUGAACACAAACGGUGAAGCAACACAUUGGAAGAUCAUAUAACAAUCUUCACAGGUGUUUUGCUACGUUAUUGCUGUGAGGUUUUAUGAAAUCCAAUAUAAGAAUGUGAUUUUUCAUCAUUCACUCCAAUCGGGAAAGAUGAUUUGAGAUACAAGCGUUUUUCCAAAGUUAUAUCUCAAGGGCCCACUACAUACAGUACCUUUUCGAUUCUAAGUGUACCGAAUAAAGUGGCCAGGGGAUUUAAUUUGGUCAUAAAUGACGGGUGCGAGACUUUGCAACGAUGAUAACCACAGGGUACGAAAUUUAAAUUGACAAAUUUUCCCCAUCAGACGCCCCUGUACAUAAACAGCACAUAGCUCAAAGCAUAAUGGAACAUGGAUGAGAUUUUUUUUGUUGUUGUCUGGAUUUGACAAUAUUUUGGACAUUGUCAUUCUUCUUUUCCUUUCGGCUUGUCCCGUUAGGGGUCACCACAGCGUGUCAUUUUUUUCCAUCUCAGCCUAUCUUGUGCAUCCUCUUCUCCAACACCCACUGUCCUCAUUUCCUCCCUCACCACAUUCAUCAACCUUUUUUCUUUCGUCUUCCUCUCGCUCUUUUGAUGGCAGCUCCAUCCUCAGCACCAUUCUACCAAUGUACUCAGUCUCUCACCUCCGAACGUGUCCAAACCAUCGAAGUCGGCUCUCUCGAACCUUGUCUCCAAAACAUCCAACUUUGGCUGUCCCUCUAAUGAGCUUGUUUCUAAUCCUAUCCAACCUGUUCACACCAAGGGAGAACCUCAGCAUCUUCAUUUCUGCCACCUCCAGUUCUGCUUCCUGUUGUUUCUUUAGUGCCACCGUCUCUAAUCCGUACAUCAUGGCCGACCUCACCACUGUUUUGUAAACUUUGCCCUUCAUCCUAGCAGAGACUCUUCUGUCACAUAGAACACCAGACACCUUCUGCCAACUGUUCCACCCCGCUUAGACCCGCUUCUUCACUUCUUUACCACACUCUCCAUUGCUCUGUAUUGUUGACCCCAAGUAUUUGAAGUCAUCCACCCUCGCUAUCUUCACUCUUCCUCCUCCGCCCCUCUCAUUCACAUCCAUAUAUUCUGUUUUACCUCGGCUAAUCUUCAUUCCUCUCCUUUCCAGUGCGUGCUUCCAUCUUUCUAAUUGUUCCUCCGUCUGCUCCCUGCUCUCACUGCAGAUCACAAUAUCAUCUGCGAACAUCAUAGUCCAAGGGGAUUCCAGUCUAACCUCAUCUGUCAGCCUAUCCAUUAGUACCACAAACAGGAAGGGGCUCAGUGCGGAUCCCUGAUGCAGUCCCACCUCCACCUUAAAUUCUGCUGACACACAUACGGCAAAUCUCACCUCUGUUCUGCUGCCCUCAUACAUGUCCUGUACUAUUGUAACAUAUUUCUCCGCCACACCAGACUUGCGCAUGCCGUACCACAGUCCCUCUUAGUACUCUGUCACAGGCUUUCUUUAGAUCUACAAAGACACAAUGUAGCUCCUUCUGACCUUCUCUGUACUUUUCCAAGAGCAUCCUCAAGGCAAAUAAUGCAUCUGUUGUACUCUUUCUUGGCAUGAAAGAUAUGACGAUUUUUUAAGAGGAGACUUUAAAAUGGGGGCAGUUCCUCGCUCAUAUGUACCUCAACAGUCACAGAGAAACAGACUAGUACCUCUAGUAGUGAUUUGAGUCCUAUUUUUAAAGGAAAGUGACUUAAGUACAAAAUAAGGCUGUCGCUGUCUGGUCAUUUGAGGAAUCUGUUUUCGGAGAGGAAGAGGUCAGUGUCUUACGAGCGCCCUGCCUCUGAAAACCAAGACCUCACGCUUCACGGUGCCGUGUACCAGAGCUUCUCAGAAGUCUUCCCCCUUUAUCCCAUUAAAGGGUUAGAUCUCCUUUUGGCCCCUGGCAAGAUCAAGAAGAUUACAUUCACACUCUUGCUCGUGAGAGCUUUUCAGCUAGUCGUUUGAGCGACGUUGCCCUCACCAGUUCCGCAACCGCCGGGGCUUCAAUACCUCCGCUUCGUGAGGAACAUUCUAGCCAGCAUGGGCGCCCACGGCUCCAACCUGGACGACAUCCUGGAGGAGGACAUGCACCACUGGUACACCAAGUUCAUGAAGGAAUCUCCGUCGGGCCUCAUCACGCUCUUUGAGCUCAAGACUAUGCUGGAGAUGAACGGCAUGACGGAAGAGGCCAGCAGCUACGUGGACCAGGUCUUCUUCACCUUUGACAUGGAUGGGGACGGCUACAUCGACUUCGUGGAAUACAUUGCCGCCAUCAGUCUGCUCCUGAAGGGAGAAGUCAACCAGAAGCUCAAAUGGUACUUCAAGCUCUUCGACCAGGAUGGAAACGGCAAAAUCGACAAGGAUGAAAUGGAGACCAUCUUCAAGGCCAUCCAAGACAUCACGAGGAGCUACGAAAUUCCACCCGAAGAAAUUGUCACGCUCAUCUACGAGAGGAUCGACGUCAACGGGGAAGGUGAGCUGACCCUGGAGGAGUUCAUCAACGGUGCUCGGGAGCACCCCGACAUCAUGGAGAUGCUCACCAAGAUGAUGGACCUCACUCACGUACUGGAGAUCAUCAUCAUGGGACAAUGCAAGAAGACCAAAUAAUGACCCAGGAGGGAC
Molecule: messenger RNA, 3106 nt
Organism: Syngnathoides biaculeatus (alligator pipefish)
Lineage: Eukaryota; Metazoa; Chordata; Actinopteri; Syngnathiformes; Syngnathidae
Gene: guca1c
Product: guanylate cyclase activator 1C
Exons: 4
Coding region: 2525-3091 (188 amino acids)
Molecular function (GO): calcium ion binding; calcium sensitive guanylate cyclase activator activity
Source: RefSeq, a predicted model, not a curated record